AUGCUAUUUCAUAUUAAAUUAUGGAAUUUCUAUUUUUUCCCUUACCUCCACAAGAAAAAAAAUCCAUCGAUACAGCUCACCGAGAGCUCGUUCUCCUCGUGUGUGUAAUAACAGCACGUCAUCUCUUUUUAGCAUGUCAGAGUAUGUAUUGGACGAGAAGUACUGCGCAAUACAUGUUACAAAAUUAGAAAAAUCUCCCCUUUCUCUUUCCUCUCCCAUAAUUCAAUAUGCUUAUGCUCAUCUCUCUCCCUCUCUUAUAAACUUCUUACAUUUGAAAACUCAAAAGUAAAUCGCAAUGCCGCUCGUGAGUAAAUGAGCAAGAGAGAGAAAGCAAGAGUAUAUAAAAAAUUAUAAUUUAAAAAUUUUUUUUUAUAUAGAGUUGUAUUUACAAUAAGCGCUGCGGAGUAUUAAGCUGUAAUAAAAGAUUUUUGUGACUUGAACUGAAAAAAAAUAUAUAUAUAUAUUUACAUAAAAGUGCUACACGUUUGUGCGCACUUUUUAGAAUUUUAAAUAUUAUUAGAUAUAUCAAAUAAUAAAAAAAAAAAAUUUAAGAAAAAGAGACAACGGAAAAGUGAGAUUUCUUGUUAUAGACAAUUAAUUGCUUGCCAUUAAAGGUUAGCGUUGUAAUCCUAUAUUGUGUUUUCGACGAGUUCAAUUGAAAUUCUUUCACCAUUACCCACAUAUACCACCAACUUCAGCAACAGCAGCACAUUGACGACGUGUGCGCCGUUGGUGAAUCGGUGGACUCCAUGAUGGCUCUGCCCAUGAAUUCCCUAUAUUCCCUGACCUGGGGUGAUUAUGGCACCUCGCUGGUCUCGGCUAUACAAUUGUUACGCUGCCAUGGCGAUUUAGUCGAUUGCACUUUGGCAGCUGGCGGUCGUAGCUUCCCCGCUCAUAAAAUUGUAUUAUGCGCCGCUUCACCAUUUUUAUUGGAUUUAUUAAAGAAUACACCAUGUAAGCAUCCGGUGGUUAUGUUGGCAGGCGUUAAUGCCAAUGAUUUGGAAGCUUUACUGGAGUUUGUUUAUCGCGGCGAGGUGAGUGUUGAUCAUGCUCAAUUGCCGUCACUACUUCAGGCGGCCCAAUGUUUGAAUAUCCAAGGUUUGGCUCCGCAAACAGUGACGAAGGAUGAUUACACCACCCAUUCGAUACAAUUGCAGCAUAUGAUACCGCAACACCAUCAUGAACAAGACCAGCUAAUUGCUACUAUCGCUACUGCUCCUCAACAAACGGUUCACGCUCAAGUUGUCGACGAUAUUCAUCAAACAGGACAAAUUCUACAAACGACCACGCAAACCAAUGCGGCCUCCGGACAACAGCAAACAAUUGUUACCACAGAUCCCACUAAAGAUGUCAUACAACAAUAUUUGCCGGCCCGCAAACGUAAACCACGGGUUAAGAAAAUGUCGCCUACCGCGCCGAAAGUUGCUAAAGUUGAAGGCAUGGACACGAUCAUAAGUACACCGACUUCGUCACAUACUCAGGGCGCUGGUACUAUACAAACUACGCAACAGCAGCAGCAAAAUAUUGAAAAUGGCAAUGACGGACAAAUGAUUACUUCAACACCGAUUAUAAAAAGUGAGGUGACUAAAGUGGAAACUAUUGUUAUGGAUCCUAAUGCUCCUGGCGAAGUAAGCAUGACCACGACUUCAACAACUGCACCGGCCAAAACAGGCAAAAGGGCUAAGAGUACACCAGGUGGUGAAAAACCCCGCUCACGUUCUCAAUCCGAGCAACCAGCUACUUGCCCUAUUUGCUAUGCAGUCAUACGUCAAUCGCGUAACUUAAGACGUCAUUUGGAGUUGAGACAUUUUGCUAAACCGGGCGUUAAAAAAGAAAAGAAAAGUAAGUCUGGCCAACAAGUUGACAACACAUUAAAUUCCACCAAUAGCACUAUGCUUGCAUCUUCGACUAUUGCAAGUGACACUGGUACUGUGCUCGAUACCACAGACAAUGGCAAUAUCACUGCCAACUCAGUAGGUAACGAUAGCGUUGUAGGUAUGAUAACAACAGGCAGUGCGCCUGGAAAGAAAACUGCUACCGCUGCACCACCGGGUACUAGUAAUGUUUCUGGCACAUCAACUAUAACGACAACAACAGUUAGUUCUAUGCCGCAAGUGCAAUCGGUGCAGUCGUUGCAUACUCUGCAAACCGUGCAAGUUAAAAAAGAUCCUGAUGCGCAGCAACAGCAACAGCAGCAGCAGCAGCAACCGCAAACCAUAACCGUUACAACAACUAAUAAUGGACAACAGCAGCAGCAGCAGCAGCAGCAGCAGCAACAACAACAACAGCAGGCACAACAGCAACAACAACAGCAAGUACAGCAAGUACAAGUUCAGCAGCAGGCACAACAGCAACUACAACAACAUCAUAUUAUCGAUCAAUCGGGUAAUAUAACGACAACUACAACUACCACUACGGCAGCAGCACAACAGCAACAACAACAGCAGGCCCAGCAACCACAGCAAACGCAACAGAUUGUCACGCAAACGGAAAAUACCGACGGUACGACUUCGCUGUCAAUCGCUCAAGUGCAAACCUUACAAGGACAUCAAAUAUUGGGCAAUAUCAACCAGGUGAAUAUGACUGAAUAUCAACAGCAACAACAACAACAGCAGCAACAACAGCAACAGCAACAACAACAACAGCAGCAACAGCAGCAACAAAAUCAACAACAACAACAUGCCCAUCAUAGUACUAGUUUAGCAGAUAUAACCACCACCCCUGCUACACAUACAAAUAUAAUGGCGGCGACGACAUCCUCCCAUCAACAACAGCCUCCAGGUACUACGACAACCUUAGUCUUUGCAAACGCUGCUGGGGACUUGCAGCAUCAAGACAUAACAGAAGUCAUCGAAAUCGAUGAACAGCAUCAACAUCAACAACAGCAUACAACGCAACACCAUCAUUCACACCAUCAGCAGCAAGAACAUCAAGUUGUUAUUCAUCAUGAUCACUAUCAAACACAACAACAACAGCAGACUGGUGGCACACCUCACCUGAUGAGCAUACAAACACAAACGGCAGCAAGUGGUGAAGAAAUUGAUUCCGACCUUUUAGAGUACAAUAACAAUGGUACAGUUGGUCAUAUCGUUGAGACAGCUAUGGUGGCCGGUGAAGUGGAAGAUGUUGAGGAAAUCGUUGAAACCCAUCAUAUUAUACAGCAACAGCAGCAACAUCAUCAUCAUCAACAGCAUCAUGGCCAGCAGCAGCAUACAAUUGAAAUACCAGCACAAGUAGAAACGGAAUGUAUGGUAGUUGAUGAAGUGGGCGAGGGUGAAGUCGAGGAAGUCUAUUUACAAUGAAAAACUUUCAAAGAUAACAAAAAAAUAUUCAAUAUAUGUUUUUGAAAAUUUUUGAAAUUUUCUCAACUCUCGGUACAGCAGUAGUAAACACAUUUUUCAGAAAAUCUGAACUUAUCUUUCAAUAGGUGCUGAGCACUUAAUUUACCGCGCGCGGUAGGUUUAAGUUAUA
Messenger RNA from Glossina fuscipes, 3471 nucleotides. RefSeq names its product transcription factor GAGA. Gene Ontology annotation, biological process: regulation of transcription by RNA polymerase II. The record is from RefSeq and is a predicted model, not a curated record. Gene Ontology annotation, cellular component: nucleus. NCBI's taxonomy places the organism in Eukaryota, Metazoa, Arthropoda, Insecta, Diptera, Glossinidae. The transcript has 7 exons. Bases 750 to 3302 code for a protein of 850 amino acids. Gene Ontology annotation, molecular function: protein binding.